This is a messenger RNA of Glossina fuscipes, 1580 nucleotides long. RefSeq lists its product as uncharacterized. The record is from RefSeq and is a predicted model, not a curated record. The transcript has 2 exons. The coding region runs from base 419 to 1114 and encodes 231 amino acids. NCBI's taxonomy places the organism in Eukaryota, Metazoa, Arthropoda, Insecta, Diptera, Glossinidae.
ACAUAUGUGUAUUGGUCCAAGUUGUGGAGAUGUCACUUUGACAGCCAAUAGAUCGAGAGAAGUACGUAUCGGAGAAUCGGCGAAUUACAAAUAGAAGCAUGCGAUAUGUUAUGCCAUUAAAUCAUUAUUCCUGACCUUAAAGAAUCAGAAUUAUGAUAAUAUCUCCAAGGACUAUUAAUCGCAUGCUCUCGUAAUUGUGUCCUUUUCAUUUUUGUUCUCGUCAGGUAAAUGAACGGGUUGCUUAGAAACAUUAUCGAUUUAUUUAAAAAAAAAAAAAACUCGUGUAAUUCUUAUUGUAAGCGAUUGUAUUGUUUUGGUGUCGCUUGUUAUUAUAAAACCUUCGAAUAUCGUAAUUAAAUUUUUGUAAAAAUUGAAGAGAAAGAGAGAGAAAUAGAAAUAGAAGAAUUUUAUACAAAUCAUGAGUAAAUUGGAAGAUUUAUUAGUUAAAAAGAAGACGACGGCGCCCAUUUUAGAUUUAAGCCGUAGUCUAGUGCAAAAUAGUGAAGAAUUUAAACGUCUUAUGGAAAAGGUUCCCGAAUAUAAGACCAGGCCAAUUAAGGUCAGAUCUGAUGAAAUUAAAAUUAAAGAGAAGGAUUUCUCGUUCAAAAUGCCGCGAAAAGAACAGAAAAAAUUACUUAAAAGCAGUGGAGAACGUGAUCCCCUUUAUUUGUAUGCGGAUCCAAUACCGGCAGAGAUGAGAGAAGUCGCCUUGCAUGAAUUGUGCGCCGUACCAAUUGAUUGGAAAAUGUUAACAACACUACGUCCCAAAUUGAAAAUUGAUGGCGAAUAUUUCUCACGUAUGAUAGAAAUGGGGAAACUGCAAUUGAAGACAGAAGCUCGUGACCGAAAGGAAUUCAUGCUAAAUAAUUGUAUAAGAAAAUUGAAAAAUAAAUCAGGUAUAGUGGAAACCCGCCUGCAUACAUGUCCCGAAUGCGGAGAAGACUUAUGUUACGGAAAACUGUGCACCGAAUUUAGUUACGAGUUAUUCGGGCGAAUAGAACCGAAACCUUUAAAACCCAAGCCACCAACUGGUUCACCAACGAAGGCCAAACUCAACGGUCGCCAAAAGUCUGGCGGUAUUGGUUUAAAAGUGAAAUCCAAAAAAAAAUCAUAAAACAAAUAAAAACCAAAGCUUGAAUACAUUCAUUAUAUGUAAAUAUAGAUAUAACUUAGCGAAGAAUGAAACAUUUCGUAAAUGUUCUUAAAAAGUGACGAGCUUUAAAACUGACUGCCCGUUCAAUUGAGUGAAACAUUUUCCAAUACAAAACACUUUAUGCGUUAAAUAAUGCAUCGACUUAAGCUCAAGUCAACGUCCGAUUAACUGAGACUAUUAAAAAUAAAUCCCACUAUUUAGCUUUGAUAGACAUGAUGUCUUAAAUAUGCAGAGACAUGUCUCGUAACCAGGUAAAAAUUUCCAUAGUCCUUGUAACUAAUUGCAAUAGCUUUUCGUUUUCGUUUUCGUUUUCGUAUGAAAAUCGCCGUUCAUAAGCAAUACAUAGCAAAUCGAUGAUUAAUGAAUGCAUUUUUCAAUUUGUCUGAUUUCGUCGAUUUUUCUCCAUCGUUCCACGUAAGCGCUCAAU